AUGAGUCGCGUUCGUACAAAGACCGUCAAGAAGGCAUCCAGAGUGAUUAUUGAGAAAUACUACACGAAGAUCACCCAUGAUUUCCAUACGAAUAAGCGUAUCUGCGAUGAAGUAGCUAUCAUUGGAAGCAAACAAUUAAGAAAUAAAAUUGCCGGGUAA
Haemonchus placei is the source of this 159-nucleotide messenger RNA. The record is from the annotation of a GenBank genome assembly. Lineage: Eukaryota; Metazoa; Nematoda; Chromadorea; Rhabditida; Trichostrongylidae.